Messenger RNA from Guillardia theta CCMP2712, 2023 nucleotides. RefSeq lists its product as hypothetical. The coding region runs from base 1 to 1950 and encodes 649 amino acids. Gene Ontology annotation, molecular function: ATP binding; nucleic acid binding. NCBI's taxonomy places the organism in Eukaryota, Cryptophyceae, Pyrenomonadales, Geminigeraceae. The transcript is spliced from 18 exons. The record is from RefSeq and is a predicted model, not a curated record.
AUGCUGAAGCCUGGAAUGAGUUGCGCCUUCCAGCUAUUCAAGAGAAGAGGAAUUCAGCGACCCUACACUUGGCAAUUGCAAUGUCUAAAGGUAUUCUGCUCUCUUGCAGCAAGAGCUAAGCAGUAUCUAGAGCGAGGACGAAAAACAUUUGUAGCUGAGGUCCUGCUGCUGCGAACCAUCUUGGGGAGAAUGCGAAGCAAGACAGGGGUAAAAUGUCUGAUGGUGCUUCCCUUUGUCAGCUUGGUAAAGGAAAAGGCCAAGGACCUUGAGCCCUUUGGAGAUGCUCUUAGUAUUUGGUGUGCAUAUUUCUCUCCGAUUUGUAUCGCCACGAUUGAAAAAGCUGAUAGAAUUAUCAAGGAGCUCAUCGAAGAGAGCAGGAUGUCAGAAUUAUCCCUAGUGGUGGUGGACGAGGCACACUUUGUCGCUGAAAAAGACCACCUUGCCUUUUUGGUGAAAGAAGCUAUCCAAGAUAAGGCGCCUGUGAUUAUUUUCUGUGCAACCAAAGCUAGUACAGAAAUCGUGGCUAAGCAGUUGACUCUUGCUGCGAUCACAGGAGCAGAAGACACAGGCCUACAGCAAGCCAGGAACGAUGUCAUUUCGGCUCUCCGCUCGGCCAAUGAAGAUGCAAAUUCUGACAUCUCCCUGUUUGCCGCAAUUUCCGUUGGAGUGUCCUUUCAUCAUAGUGGGCUUUCAUCGGAAGAGAGGCAAAUCAUAGAGGACGCAUACAAAUCCGGUACAAUCUCAGUUCUAGUUGCCACGACGACCUUGGUAGGCAUCCCAGAGGCCGUGCUUCAUGCUGCUGGAGUCAAUCUCCCUGCCGGGAGGGUUAUCGUCAGGACUCCUUACACAGGGAGAGAGUUUCUUACUGCGAGUCGUUUCAAGCAGAUGGCAGGCCGAGCAGGCCGAGCAGGCUUAGGACAAAAGCAGGGAGAAGCAUUUCUCUUCGUACAGCCCGGAGAGAGGGAUCGUUGCUUCGCUCUUGUGACGCAGGGGCCCAAGGCCGUGGAAUCUCAGCUUCUGCAUGAAGCCUUUCAAUAUAGCAGAACUCGUGCGCAGACAUCAAGAAUUGAAUAUGUUUCAAGUUUUUACGCCACCUCUCUCGGAAAAGCGACAUACCUCGCAUCAAUUGCAGUGGAGGAUGCUCUUGCACUCCACCACGAUCUUGAGUUGGCGAGGAGCGAGGGCAUUAUCUUGGUCGACCAGUUACACCUUCUGUACCUGACAGCACCAGUAUCGGGUCUUCGAGAGCCAAAUUGGAGCCUUCUUGCUGACAAGAUCAGCCAAUUUGAUGACAACCGCAAAAAAGUUCUGCAGAGGAUCGGCAUAGAAGAGUCGUUUGUCUGCUUGAGUGCACAAGGAAGGCUGCUGAAAAGGACGCCGAGGUUGGAGGAGCAAGAUUUCAAGUCGCGCAGGUUAUGGGUUGCGCUGCUACUUCAAGAGCUGGUGGAGGAAAAGCCUGUCGCUGCCAUUCUGCGGGUGUAUGGAGCUGGCAAGGACAGGGACGGAGUUGGAAGCGCUCCAGGAUCGGUCGCCAUCGACAAGGGAUACAUUGAGGAGCUGCAGACUGUCACUGCUUCCUUCGCUUCCAUGGUAGCACAGUUCUCGCGCAACGUGGGCUUUGAAGAUCUUGCUUCUCUCAUCCAGAGCCUCACUGGGAGGAUAGCCAACGGGGCACGUUCAGAUGUCUUACCUCUCUGCGACAUUCCUUUUGUGCAGGCUAAGCGAGCAAGGGAAAUGUUCCGCAACGGCUUGCGCACAGUAGAAGAUGUUGCUUCAGCCAAGCCACAAGAGUUGGUACGGAUGCUGGGCAAUUUGCUGGGACCCACGGGACUGGCGAUGGCAAAGAAGAUCAUUCAAAGCGCUCAGAAUCUUCAUCGUAAAAGGCUUAUGGAGCUCUCUCAGGGAAUGGAAAUUUUCGCAGAAGAGGAAGAAGUAGAAGCAUUGAGUUGAUGCGUUUGGAUGCACAACAUCAGGCUGGCCUCCUUUGGGCUCGAAAUGGACAAUGAAAGCAAGAAUUUACAAG